GGCGAAACUUGAACGACAAACGUUUGACUAGCAUGACCACUGCCACGACCGAGAAACCGUUCACGGUCUCCGUCCCGGACGAAGACCUCGACCAACUGCGCAAGCGGCUUGAGCUCGCGCGGUUCCCAGACGAGCUUGACGACGCGGGGUGGGAGUACGGCGCGCCACUCGCAGACGUCCGCCGUCUGGCUGCGUACUGGAAGGACGGCUUCGACUGGCGCAAGGCGGAGGCGGGAAUCAACGCGCUGCCGCAGUUCACGCGCGAUAUCGACGUGGAGGGCUUUGGGGCGCUGAAUGUGCAUUAUGUGCACAAGAGAAGCGACGUCACGGAGAAUGCGGUCCCGCUGCUCUUCAUUCAUGGAUGGCCAGGGCACUUCCUCGAGGUUAGGAAGCUGCUGCCGCUCUUGACUGCCGGCAAGCCGGAUGAGGCGAGCUUUCAUGUUAUCGCGCUGAGCCUGCCUGGCUUCGGGUUCUCCGAGGCACCGAAGAAGAAAGGGUUUGCUUCGAAACAAUACGCUGAAGUAGCAAACAAGCUGAUGGUCAGCCUCGGAUACGACAACUACGUCGUCCAGGGAGGAGACUGGGGACACUAUAUUGCUGGAUAUCUAUCCACCCAUUACGCCCACGCCCACGUCAAAGGCUGGCUCACCAACUACACGAAUGCCACUGCCCCCAAGUUCUCCGCCUCGCCCUGGCUGUACCUCACGCGCCUCAUUACGCCGUACACCAGGCGCGAGAAGGAGGCAUGGGCGCGGUCGCAGGUGUUCAGGUCGAAGGGCUCGGGGUACUCGCACGAGCAGGCCACGCGGCCACAGACUCUCGGAUACAGUCUCGCAGACUCGCCGGUGGGUCUCUUGGCGUGGAUCUACGAGAAGCUUGUCGAGUGGACGGAUGGGUACCCGUGGACGGACGAUGAAGUGCUGGAGUGGGUGUCUGUCUACUGGUUCUCGCGCGCAGGGCCGGGCGCAUCUGUGCGGAUCUACAAGGAGAUGACGGGUGGGUUUGAGCGGCCGGCUAUCGAGGGCGUGAAGUGGACGUCGAUUCCGCUCGGAUUCGCGUACUUCCCCAAGGAACUGAACAGGGUGCCGAGAAAGUGGCUGCAGACGCUGGGCAACAUCGUGUUCGAAUCAGAGCAUGAGCACGGCGGGCACUUCGCUGCGCACGAGCACCCAGAGGAGCUUGCGGACGAUGUCAAGAGGAUGUUCGGCAAGGGCGGACCUGCGUUCGGUGUCGUUCCGGGGAAGAACGGGUAUGCGUAAGGAAUGGGUAGACGUUCGCUCACUCUGUGGAGGUCCCGACGGCCGGUGCUGCCUACGAUAUGCAAUCUUCAUAUCUUACAGGGACAUCAGCAAAGUUAAACACGUCUC
This is a messenger RNA of Trametes versicolor FP-101664 SS1, 1367 nucleotides long. RefSeq names its product alpha/beta-hydrolase. The transcript is spliced from 9 exons. Gene Ontology annotation, molecular function: epoxide hydrolase activity. NCBI's taxonomy places the organism in Eukaryota, Fungi, Basidiomycota, Agaricomycetes, Polyporales, Polyporaceae. Bases 33 to 1259 code for a protein of 408 amino acids. Gene Ontology annotation, biological process: epoxide metabolic process. The record is from RefSeq and is a predicted model, not a curated record.